Messenger RNA from Condylostylus longicornis, 3340 nucleotides. RefSeq names its product rab11 family-interacting protein 4B (gene nuf). Gene Ontology annotation, cellular component: midbody; recycling endosome membrane; cleavage furrow. Bases 234 to 1832 code for a protein of 532 amino acids. The transcript is spliced from 7 exons. The record is from RefSeq and is a predicted model, not a curated record. Lineage: Eukaryota; Metazoa; Arthropoda; Insecta; Diptera; Dolichopodidae. Gene Ontology annotation, biological process: regulation of cytokinesis; endocytic recycling.
UUCAUAUUAUUAUCGGAUUAUUAAAAGAAACAGAAAUUCAAGAUAAUAAAAAAUUCAAAAUAAAAUACAAAAUGUUUAAGAGAAAUUAUUGAUUUUAAAAGUUAAAAACCGUACAAUGUGAAAACGUUAUAGUAAAAAUCAUUUUUGGCGGUUUCAGGGAUAUUUUUUUCAAAAAUUUAAAUAAAAUUUAAGUUUUUAUCAAAAAUGCGAGAUAAAAAAAGAGUUAAUAAUAAAUGUCAUCAUCCGAACCAUCAAGUCAGCCAAAUAGCCUCGAUUUGGACUAUGAUAUGUGGCAGGGACAAUUUGAAUUUGUUGGGAAUAAUAACAAAAAUUCAUCGCCUAGUGAUAACCGAUCUAGUCAAGUAAAAAGUAACAGUGUUAAAGAUUUAAAUUUUAAUUUAAAUGAUUUAAAUUUCUCUAAUAAGCACCCGAUAUUGAUUGAUGAAGAAACAUUUUUAAGUUUACAUCCAAAUGAUUUUGAUGAUUGGAAUAAUUUAUGUUUAAGUGAUAACAGUUCAUCUGGGCCAAAUUCAACAAUAUAUUUUGAAAAUAAAGAAACAACCGAUAAAUCUUCAAUUUUGCUCGAUCUGGAAAAUAAAAAUUUAAUGUAUAGCAAUUUAUGUAAAAUUGAAAAUGCACCAAAUAAAAAUAUACUAAAUCAAAAUAAAAAUUCCAACAAUUGCUUCAAAAUUGAAGAUAUAAAAAAUUUUAAAAAUAAAUUAAUUUGUGAUGAAUUAACAGAAAAAAUCAUUUUAAGCAAAAAUAAUAACAACAAGGGCAAUGUAAAUUGCAUCAGUAGUGUCGGACUUAAUAAAAAUAAAAAAAUUAAUAAUGGAGAAGAUUCUUACUUAGCGGACACAAUGCAACAUUCAAAUGGAAAAUUAAAUUGCUUCACUGCCGAGAUUUGUGACACUCUUAAUGAACAAUUGGAGCUUCUUCAGAGGCAAGUUACCGAUUUGGCGGAUAGUCAGAGUACAGUUGACGAUCGUACAACGAGAACUAAAACUGAAUAUGCGGUAUUACAGGCUCGGUAUCAUAUGCUAGAAGAACAAUACAGAGAGGCUGAAUUGAGAGCUGAAGAACGUUUGUCUGAAGAGCAAAAACGUCAUCGAGAGUUACUGGCUCGUGUUGAACGUGAAGCUUCUCUACAAAACGAAAAUUACCAAAUAAAAAUUCGUACAAUUGAAAUUGAAGCGAAUUCGUUAAGAGAUGAAACACAACGCCUACGUGUAUUAUGUGAUAAACAAGCAAAUGAUCUACAUGCAACCCAAGAAAAAAUGGAACUGGCGCGUGAUAAUAUAGCAUCAUUAGAACAAGAAGUUGAAGAAGCCCAAAUUCGCGAACGCAAACAUGAUUUAGAAUUAAAGGAAUCAAAAGAUUUAAUGAUCCAAUUAAGCAAUGAAUUAGAAAGAAUAAGAGCAGAAAACGGUCCAGCGUUGCCAACAACAUCUCCAGAAACAAUAAGACUGGAAGAACUACAUUUUGAAAUUGAAGAAUUACGUCAACAAAAUAAAAUUUUAUUAGAACAAAAUGAGGAACUCCAAGCGGCAGUAUUCACUAGAGGUGUGGAAGAGGGGCGACAUUUAUUAAACGGGACGUUAAAUAGUUUAGCACAAGAACUUGAAGAAUUAACACAAGCUCAGGAUUCUGUUGAUUCAGCUACUUUAGCAUCUUUAAGUCAGUUACAACAAGCUUUCAAGGACAAAGAAGAAGAAAAUCAAAGGCUCAAAAAUUACAUUGAUACAAUAUUACUAAAUAUUGUUGAAAAUUAUCCUCAGCUUUUGGAAGUGAAAGCAUCGAUGCCAAAACAACAAACGCCAAAUGGCAAAUAAAUGUGUUAAAUCGUUUUGUGUAACAAAUUUGUUUACAAUAAUAAAGAACGACGUAAUAAAAAUUAUUGUAAAUUAUUUUUAUUUUGUACAUCUAAUUUUAUAAACCCUGUGAAAUAUCGAGCACUCACUACUAAUUUACAAAAGUACAAUAUUAAAUGCAAAUCAUUUGAUUUGAAAGCGGAAAAUGAUAAAUAAUGUAAAGGCUUUUGUAUUUUUGGUAAAUAAUUUUUGUAUUUUUGUUAAACACUUUGAAUGAGUAAUUUACAAAAGUUUUAAACAAAUAACAAACAUAAGGAAUUAAGAAUAAUUAAGAUUUGCUGGCCUUAACAUUACUUUUUUUACUUAAGUCAUUAAUCUUAAUAUAUUGUAUUAGUUACAAUUCAUGUAUUAGUACGUAUUGUACACACUUACAUACACAUUAUAUAAAUCAUUUUAAAAGUUUUGUAAAAAUACACAAAUAAAUUCAAGCAAAGCUAGAAAAAAAGUAAUAUUAUUUAGAAUUUAUUCAACAAUUUUGUAAGGGGCAACAAAUAAAACAAAUAAAAUUAAUAAAAGCUCUUAAUUUCAAAUCGCAAUACAAAAUCAAUUUUUAUGUUUUGAACGUUACUCCGUUUGGCGUAAGUUUGCAAAAAUGAAAAACUUUAAAGAUCAUAUUAAAAAAAAUAUUUCAUGAGAAGACUUUUGAAAACUUGUGGGGAAACGCAUUUUUAUAAAAGGUCAAAAGUAUGUUUUGUUAUGUUUUGUUUAAAGUUUAACGUAAAUAAUAUGUAAAUUCGGUAAUUUAAUAGUAUAGUAUUUUUAAAUAGAUAUGUAACAAUUUUUCAUUACACAAUUAAAAAAGUAUGAAAAAAUACAAAAGUAUAAGAUUUUUUAUGAAAAGUAAAAUUCCAAAAUUUUUUAAAUUUCUCAAUCUUUGAAGAAAACUUUUUGAAAUAGCAUAUAUGAAUUUAGACUUGAACUACUUCUUUUAUUGUUGUAUUUACAUUUCCUCCUUUAAACAAAAAAGUGUAAAGAACGUUAAAUUUUUUUUUAAAUUAUUGAAAUAAUAAAUAAUUAUUUUCAAUUCCAACAUGUUUAUAGAAUUAGUUAAGGUAGCAAUAAGGCAAUGAAAAAUUAUAUACCCUAAAAUUAAAAAAUUAUGUUUUUUUUUUUACAAUUUUCUCAUAAUUUUGUUUAAUUUUAGGAAAAUUCUUACUAAAUUAUCUUCCAAUUAUGAUUUAUUAUUGUUAAAAUUUUAUCAGAUUAAGAAAUUUAAAAACAGCAAUAGGCUUGAAGGAAUUUAAAUAUUUUCUAUAUUUGCUAAUAUAAUUUUUAGUAAUUUAAUAUUUUUUUAUUGUUGGUAAAUAUUUUUACUUAUUAAUUGAAAUUUUUCUUUUUAUACUAAUAAAAUUAUACAAAUAAUGUGAAAAACUUAAAAUUUUGCUGUUAAAAAUAUAUAUAUAUAUUUUCUUAACCCUAUUAUUAUAACUGAUUAUUUUAUGUUUCACUAUUAUAUUAGUCGUUAAUAU